Molecule: messenger RNA, 561 nt
Organism: Necator americanus (New World hookworm)
Lineage: Eukaryota; Metazoa; Nematoda; Chromadorea; Rhabditida; Ancylostomatidae
Exons: 1
Coding region: 1-561 (186 amino acids)
Source: RefSeq, a predicted model, not a curated record
AUGGACGUCGCUGUUGUACCAAAGUUCAAUACGGGAUUGGACCAUCGUCUGCUUCGAGGAAGAUUUUCCUUCACAAGGAGAGCAGAGAAAGCCGCCAAGUUCAGAGGGAAAAAUCCCAGGACUAUCAUCAAUUGGGAUCUCUUCGCUACGUUAGCCGGCUUUUGGGAAGAUUCCGCAAUGGACAACAUCGACGAGGAAUAUGACCGGCUCGUUGAACACGUUCACGACUGUGCGAAGAAGGCUGAGAGUUUUAAAACGACCAAGAGACGCUUGUCUCUUCAAACUCUUGAGCUGAUACGCCAGCGUGGAGCAGCACGAGCCGCAGGGAACCUCAGACUCAGAUUCGAGCUCGCAAGGCUUUGCAGAGAGACGAUAAAGGAAGACGUUAAAGAGAGAAGAGCAGAAGUGCUGGCUGAAGCUGCAGAGGCGGGGAAAAGCAUCCUAUGCCCGUCGAGACUUCGCCAGUCGCAAGACGAGGAUGACUGCUCUCCGGAACCCGAAGGGAACAGCCAUUGCAUCGAGAAGGGGGAUGGAGAAAAUCAUCUACGACUUCUACUCUGA